AUGUGCUUCCGUAAUUGUUUGAGGAAAUAAAAAAUGGAAAAUUAAAUUAUUUUUGGGAUAACUGCAAUAAUGCUGAUUUCAACUAUAUUUAUUGGGAUUGCCUUUCUUAUUUAGAAUAUAGUGUUGUUUAAAAUGAUAUAAGCCUCAUCAUCUAUAAUUUUUAUUCGACAAGAAAAUAAUUCGAUUUAAAACCUUGGCUAAUCAAUCAAACAAUACUUUAUUAGAAAACACGAACAAUACAUCUAUAGAUUGAAUAACAUAAAUAAAUUAUUUCAAUAUUAUUCUGAUAUUGAGCUAAAGCUGAAGAAAAUGGAUAAUUUGGAGUCUUGUCUUUAUUAAGAUGAUGUCAAUGACAAUUACAUUCGUUAUUCUGCAGCCUAAUUUUGCUAUUAAGCUUGUGGAUCGAGCGAUCAUUUUACAUUACCUUAAGACGAUUAAACCAUAGAGAUUUUUAAUUAAACAACAUAAAUUUUGAAUUAGUUCACCAUCAGUUUUCCAGUAACAUUAGAAUCUGUAUUGUCGUAUGCAGAUCUGUCAGACACUCAGUUCUACUCUGCUUAUCCCUUAGCCUACUCAGUCAAAGGUUAUUAACCAAAGAAAAGAUUAUGGUACACGAAUCACGUAUAAUAAAUGAAGUUAAACCCUAAGAGUAGUUUUUUCUAUUCUCCUGCCUUUUUGGUUGUGCAUCUUAAAACCUAUGCUAUUUCAUUAACUUACACUCUAUAGAAUUCAUAGAAGGAAAGUAUUGGGAUAGCCUAAUAAUUGAUAUAAUUAAUUGAUUCAGCCAUUUAAGAUCUUCCUUAUAAUGCUUUAAUAAUAAACAAAGAAGGUUAGUUGGUAUUGAAUGCAGCUGACUUUGAAUAUGACUCCAAAAAUAUUAAUUAUAUUUAUAACUAAUCAUUAACCGGUUUUAAUUAAAGUGACUGGGAGUUUAUGCAAGAACUGUCAAAGAAUAAGAGUAAUCUAAAAAAUUGCAAUGAUUUUGAAAAUGUUUACUGUCUAUAUGAUAAGUUGUACAACUCUACAAUUAUUUUAUUUACAACACAAUUGAAAAACGAGAAUUUUACUAUUUUAUUAUAUACAAAUUUUACUAUGUAGCAACAAGUCAAUGAGCAAAUGGAUUUACUGUAAUUAGGACUAGUAGACGUCGUAUAUAGAAUUUGUCUUGAACACUUGGCAUCAAUAGUUAUAAUCACAGUAGUUUCGAUGUUGGCAGUAAGGAUGUUAUUUUCGCCUCUAAAAUAUUUGAUGAAUAGCAUAAAAAAUCACAUAUUGUAAAUUGGAAAUAAUUUGAACAGAGAAUUGUUUAAGAUGCUUCACAUUUCUAAGAAAAAAAAAGUGAAUACUUUUUCGAAGUUAACAUUUGAGAUAUUAAAAUUUUAGGAUAUAUUGAACACCGUAAAGACUCAUAGAAAUCCAAUAUGCUAUUAAAUAGAAAAAUUUCAAUAUAAGUUUAAGAAUGAAGGAGAGAGGAAUAUGAAUUUAUUUUUUGAUGAAAUUUUCUUUUCUAAAAUUGACUAGUAAAAUGAGUUGAAUGAAAAGAAACUAUAUCUCUUAUGCAAAUAGUUAAUUCAUGAAUAAUAUAAUUAUCAAAAUCAUUAUAAUUGA
Molecule: messenger RNA, 1608 nt
Organism: Paramecium tetraurelia
Lineage: Eukaryota; Ciliophora; Oligohymenophorea; Peniculida; Parameciidae
Exons: 3
Source: RefSeq, a predicted model, not a curated record